AUGAGCCUGCCUGGAUCGAGAACUCGUGGCCAUCGGCAGCAUUGCUGUGAAUAUACCGAGAAGCUUGAAACUGCCGCUCUACUCUCGCCUCCCUCGAACCCUGUUUCGUCGCGCACCAACGGCUGGAGCCGGAAAACUCUCCACGGCUGGCUCUCGUGUCCCAGACGCAAGGUGGUCUGCCGCCUGCUUGCAGGGUGCCUCUCCGUUCUUCUUGUUGUGCAUCAUGUCUUCCCUGCUACUCUCCAUCCUCUGACGUUGACCGUUACCGCUGGCCGUUUCUUCUGUCCAGCGUGGCAUACCAAGUCAAGCUUGGCUCCAGAUGCAGAGCCCCCAGAGAGUCGCUCGCCCAGCCAGGUGUCCGGUGGGACGCUCGAGAGCGUGCUGAUUCUUGAAGAUGCUUUUGCCGCCCUCUCGGUCCUGCAGACGACCUACUUUGAUGCCCUCAACGGCACCUGGCCCUCGUCCAUCGACUGGACCGGCGCCGUGAUCGAGACGGUCGUCUCCGGCAUGCUGGCCACGUUGACCCAGUCGCUCGCCGACGGAGAUUUCGGCACCGGUGCCAGCUGGAGGCAAAAGGAGAACCUCAUCUCUUCCGUGUACGGUCAAGUCGUCCACUCAUUCUUCGGCCAGAAUGCCGAGGCCAUCAAGAACCAGGCGUACGACGACAUGCUCUGGGCCGUCCUCGGCUGGCUCGAGGCCUUCCGAUUCGUGCGACUCCAUGCGGAGCUGCACCACCCGGGCACGAAGGAGGAUGACUGCACUGGCCUGCCGGGUCGGCUCGGCCAAGCUCUGCAGACCAUGCCCUGGCAAGGCUACCGCUUUUUCUGCACCUUUGCCAACCGUGCACGAGACUUUUGGGACCGAGCCUCCGAGGGCUGGGACACGACGCUGUGCCACGGCGGCAUGACGUGGAACCCGCGCCUGCUUCCCUACAAGAAUGCCGUGACCAACGAGCUUUGGAUUUCGGCCUCGGUCGCCAUGUAUCAACACUUCCCCGACGACGCCUUCGACGCGUCAUGGGUGGCGAGCAAGGGCUUCCCCACCAAGGAUCCCGUCUACCUCGCCGCCGCGGUCGAGGGGUACAGGUGGCUCCAGCGCGUCGGCAUGACCAACCGGCAGGGACUCUACGUCGACGGCUACCACGUCGACGGCAGCAGGCCCGGCAACGUCGAAUGCGACAUCCGCGACGAGACCGUCUACACCUACAACCAAGGCAUCAUCUUGACGGGCCAGCGUGGCCUGUGGAGCGUCACGGGGAGCUCGUCGUACCUCGACGACGGCCAUCGGCUGGUCCGCUCGGUCGUCGAGGCGACCGGCUGGAAUCUUGCGGCGAAUGCUCCCGUCGACAUCAUCGACGAUUUACCGCCCGGCGAGCUGCCGCCGUGGCGAGGCAUCGGCCGCGGCGGCAUCCUGGAGGAGCGCUGCGACGUGCGGGCCACCUGCUCGCAGGACAGCCAAACCUUCAAGGGCAUCUUCUUUCACCACCUCGCCGGCUUUUGCGCCGCCGCCGAUGCCGACGGCUCGGGACGAGGUGCGGCCGAGACGACGCCCAGGCCCGGCCUCGUCCGACUCUCUCACGACAAGGCUUGCCGCUCCUACGUCGGCUGGGUCAAGCACAACGCCGACGCCGCUCGCAGAACGCGCGACUCGAGCGGUCGAUUCGGCAUGUGGUGGGGCGCAGGCAUCUUCCACGACCCGCUCGUCGGCCGGCACGACGACGGUGGCAGGCCGGCCAACGCGACCGACUACCGCAACGACGGGACGCCGCUGGACGCCAUCUGGGGCACGGAUUCGAAGUGGAUGCCUGGCAUGCGAGCCCAGGGGCCGGGCUGCCAUGAUGAUAUGCGGCGUCCGAAAAUGAAGGCUCGUGAGGCGGCCAUGGGCAGUGCUGGGUCAGGGACGGCCGCCGAACCCGAGCCGACGUUGUCGAGCCGUGCCUCGGACCCGAACGCUCGCGGCAGGGGACGUACGGUGGAGACGCAGAUGGGAGGGCUGGCGCUGUUGAGAGCGCACUAUGAGCUGUCGAGACGACUGCUGGACACGCCGUAG
This is a messenger RNA of Drechmeria coniospora, 2049 nucleotides long. RefSeq names its product glycosyl hydrolase. The coding region runs from base 1 to 2049 and encodes 682 amino acids. Gene Ontology annotation, biological process: carbohydrate metabolic process. NCBI's taxonomy places the organism in Eukaryota, Fungi, Ascomycota, Sordariomycetes, Hypocreales, Ophiocordycipitaceae. The record is from RefSeq and is a predicted model, not a curated record. The transcript is spliced from 2 exons.